This is a messenger RNA of Didymodactylos carnosus, 3345 nucleotides long. NCBI's taxonomy places the organism in Eukaryota, Metazoa, Rotifera, Eurotatoria, Philodinida, Philodinidae. The record is from the annotation of a GenBank genome assembly.
AUGUGUGCAUCUUUAUAUGAUGAAGAUGAAUUAGAUGGAAAAGAAAUAAGUAAAACAACUGUUGAUCAACCACAACAGCCAUGGGGAGACAGUAUUCGUUUGUUACAAGCACAACUUCAUACAAAAAAAUUACAACAACAACAUCAGACAAAAAAAGAAUUAAAAGGUGGUGGAACAGUGGCACCUGUGGCCGAUCUAAGAAAACGUCGAAUGCCACGUUUUGGACCAGGUGCAGAAGUUUCAUUCAAUAGUAUGACAGGAAAGAUGGAAUUGCAUGAUCCGAAUUUAUCGGAAAAUCCUUUAAAACCCAACGAUUAUGAAAAACUAAAAGAACAAAAACGUCGUCAGCAACAGCGUGAACGUGAUGGAGAAAAACGGCAGCACGAUGAAGAAGAACGUCGAUUAGAUUUUGAAACAGAAAAGGAACAUAAUCAAGAGGUGGAAGAAAGAUCUAAAAAAGGGGCUACCUUUGCACCGCCACCAUCAUUAAUCGAAGAAGAUAAACGUUCAAGUAUAGAAGCGUCUUUACACGAUGUCAUUCCACCAUAUCCAAGUUCGAAGGAUCGUGUUGAACAUAUGGAUACAAGUCCUAUGUCAUCAACAACUUUCUCGAAUCAAACAACAUUACUCCCUCCAUCCUUACCGCCUCCGUCUUCAGUCAAUCCAUUUGGCGCUAGUGCAGCAGCAAAGAUAAUGGCUAAAAUGGGAUAUAAAGAGGGUCAAGGACUCGGCAAGUCUCAACAAGGAAUGAGUCAAGCAUUAGUUGUUGAAAAAACGUCGAAACGAGGAGGAAAAAUUUUACAUGAAAAAGAGCUACCUCUAAAACAAGAUAGCAUACCACCAAAAACUGAUUCUGGUGUGAAUAUGACUGAUGUAAUGAAAAAUCGUUCGAAAGUUGUUUUGCUGAGAAAUAUGGUGGGUGGUGGAGAAGUUGACGAACUUUUAGAAGGUGAAACGAAAGAAGAAUGUCAAAAAUAUGGUGAAGUAGAAAAAGUUGUUAUUUUCGAGAUUCCUGACUCAGUGGAUGAAGAAGCUGUUCGAAUAUUUAUAGAAUUCAAACGAGUAGAAUCAGCUGUCAAAGAAAUAAUGGUUACUGUACAACCUUUCUCAAUGGAUGAUGAUGAUAAUACAGUUCAUUUAGACGAUGAUGAUUUCAACGAUGAUAUUGAGAUUAGUAGACAAAAUGAUGGAUAUACAUCUUUAAAGAACAAUGACUGGAUCAAUGAAUUACGUCAGGCAUUAGACCGUGGCUGUGAUUUAGGAUCCAUAAGAAAUAUCGGAAAAUGUCGUCCACUUAAUAAUGAGUUAAGAUUACGAGUAUGGCAGACAUGUCUUGAUAUUAAUUCGAACAGUGAUAAAUAUAAAUAUAUCAAUGAAGUUUUUGAUCUUCCAGAACAAAAUAUCAUACGUGAAGAUGUUUUGAGAUUAGUGCAAUCGUUGAAUUCGGAUGAUCCGGAUGCUGCAUCAAAAAUAAGUGAUGUCGAAGCUGUUAUAACAGCUUAUUGUAAACAAUACAAAGAAACAUAUGAAAGAAGCAACGGUUGGAUUGAAUUAUUCAAACCUCUAUUAGUAGUGGAAUAUAGUGAUCGUUCUGAAUUGUAUGAAUUAUUUGUUGCUAUUCUCAAUCGCUAUAUACCACGAGAUUGUGAAACCGAUGGAAUGCCGUAUCAUCUUUUUCGCUUGUUACUAUUGUAUCAUGAUCCAGAAUUAUGCAGUUUUUUGGAUACUAAAAAAGUGACACCUGAUCUUUAUGCACACGCUUGGAUACGAAGUUUAUUUGCAGCUAAUUGUUCAUUGGAUGUCACAUUGGAUCUAUGGGAUGGUUAUUUUCAACAAGCUGAUCAAUUUUUUGCUUUUUUUUUGGCACUAGUUUUAUUAAUGUUUGCAAAAGAGCAUUUAUUCAAAAUGAGUGGAGCUGAUAAAAGUGAAAUUAUUAAAUUUUUAUCACAAGCAGCAUCAAAUUUAAGUGCAAAUGACUUAGAAGAUUUUUGUUCAUUAGCAAAUCAUUAUGCAUCAAAUACUCCACAAUCAUUUCGAAAAGAAUUUUAUUCAUGUUUAUUCAAUGAUUCAGACCGUACUUUUUCACAAAAAGCCUGUUCCAUAUAUCAGGCAUUAUGUUUACCUGUAUCCGUACAAGAAUUAUUACAAGCUAAUCAACUUGGAGGCGCAACUGCCGGUGUUAGAUAUUUCGUUGUGGAUUGUAGACCAGCCGAUCACUAUAAUUAUAGACAUUUAUACACAGCAUUUCAUCUUGAUCCAAAUCUUUUAUUAGAAGAUCCAAAAGAAUUUAGUGGUACAGUUGAUGCUCUAUUUGCUACACAAAAACAUUCAAUUGAAGCAGAUUCGUCGGCCGGUGGAGAACAUUUAUGUUUUAUGGGUUCUGGUCAUGAAGAAGAAGACAAAUAUGUAAGAAUGGUCGUUGCACAUUUUCUUCAACGGAAUACAAAAUAUGUUAGUAUAGCCCAUGGUGGCUACAAAAUGCUUGCACGAGUUAUUGAAGAUCCAUCAAUGUUAACUCACGCUCAACAAAACAAUUCAACAUCGAACGAAUCAUCAAUAUCAGAUUCGAAUAUAAAUGCAUGGCUUAAUUCAGUACAUAAACAAAAUUCAAUAGAAAAAUUAGCCGUUUUAAAUAAUCAGACAAUAUCUUUGAUAAAUAUAAUUUCAAGUGCUGUGAAAACGAAAUCAAUUGAAGUUAAAGACAAAGUCAAAGAUUAUAUAGCUCAUACAUCAUUAGCUGAUGAUCAAACACUAAAACAUGUGAGCAAAAAAGAUAAAACUGAUAAUAUAUAUCGUCAAAAAAAUCAGUCAUCUGUGUUUACAAUCGAUGGAGAUGAUGAAAAUGAUACUCCUUCAACACGUCAAAAAGAACCACCAGAACUUGUUGAUAUUGAAUCAUGGUUUUUAAGAUCAGAUAUGUUAUAUAAAUAUGAAUGUCAAUAUAUUGAUGAAAAUAAUCAAAUGCAUCCAAGUUUGUUACUUGUAUCAUCGUCACACUUGUAUAUAUUACGUAAACUACGUGAUCAUAAAACAAUGGCCGAUGUUAUAUCACGACGUCCAUUACAAUCAAUUGUUAAAAUUACAAGUAAAAAGAAGUUUCCAGAAAUAAUAACAUUCCGCUAUUCUACACAACAACAACAGCAAGAUAGUACAAUGACAACACCAUCAUUAUCAUCCUCACUACAGAAUCCUAUAAUUGUGGAUUGUGAUAAAGUAUUUUUACCUGAUGCUGGUGAUGCAACAAAAAAUAUUAAAUUUUUAAUUGUAAAAGCACUUAAUUUGUAUGAUUUUAAUGAUAAGGAAGAACAGCAAACAUCAACGAACCAAUCUCUAACAACGGCCUAA